This is a messenger RNA of Cercospora beticola, 1215 nucleotides long. Its product is annotated as serine hydrolase domain-containing protein. The record is from RefSeq and is a predicted model, not a curated record. Lineage: Eukaryota; Fungi; Ascomycota; Dothideomycetes; Mycosphaerellales; Mycosphaerellaceae.
AUGCCGUCGAGCUUCCAAGACCUCGCUGAUUCUAUCGAUCAGGCUACUAGAGAUGGCCAGUUGCCCGGAGUCGUCCUUGCAGCGCUCGACAAGUCUGGUACCGAUGUAUUCUCGCACGCAUCUGGGCCUCUGUCGGUGACAGAUCCCGGCCAGGCCUCCAUCAGCCUGGACUCGGUUUUCGCGCUGGCAUCUUGCACCAAGCUCGUGACAACAGUUGCCGCGCUUCAAUGCGUGGACCAAGGUCUGGUGGAACUUGACCUGCCUCUGGAUAAACACUUGCCGGAGCUCGCGGCACUUCAACUAAUCGCUCCGGACGAGACGGCCAAGAAUGGCUACGUGCUGCAUGAAGCCAAGAAGGGCAUCACUCUGCGCGAGCUCCUGACACACACUUCUGGUGUUGCUUAUGACAUGCUCAGUCCACAACUACAAGCGUGGCAGACCGAGCACCGAGGGCAACCUUCGCUGGCAUUUGUCGGCAAGUUCUUUGGUGCUAUGGACGUUCCCCUGAUCUUUGAAAGAGGUCAGUCUUGGAUGUACGGGGCAUCACUUGACUGGGUCGGCAUUCUCAUCGGGCGACUCUCCGGCAUGUCACUCUCGGCUUUCUGCGCAAAGAAUAUAUUUGACCCUCUGGGCAUGACUGCAACCAUCUUUCACCUGGAGUCCAGUGAUAGCAUUCGCAGCCGACUGGUGCCCAUGUGCACUCGCACUCCCGAAGGCAACCUCAUCGCUGGAGGAUUCCAGUUGGCCGAUCCCGCUGUGGACGACUUGGGCGGUCUGGGGUUGUAUUCGUCGGCCCGCGACUAUCUCCGUCUGUUGCAGGAUCUGGUUCAAGAGAAGCCAUUGCUGCUGAGCUCUUCAAUGGUGGAAGAGAUGUUCACGCCCCAGCUGCCAGAUGGAAGCUCAUCGCUGGCCGAUAUGAAGCGAUUCGGCCCACUCCUAUGGGGCUUCUAUAUGUCCGACUCUGAGCCACUUGUGAACCACGGCCUCGGUGCGAUCAUCACCACAGGCAACAAUGCCACGUCCGGGACACCGGCGGGCGUUUUGCGAUGGUCUGGCUAUACAGGACCUUUGUGGGCUGCGAGCAGGGAGUUGGGUAUCGCAUGGCUUCUGGCUACCCAAAUAACACCGUUCGGAGACAGUAAGGUUGGAGCUGUUGCCGAGACAUUUUCGCGUGCGGUGUUCAACCACGCUGGAGGAGGAAGUUCCCAACCAUAG